Pseudophryne corroboree (corroboree frog) is the source of this 2407-nucleotide messenger RNA. RefSeq names its product atypical chemokine receptor 3-like. The coding region runs from base 139 to 1116 and encodes 325 amino acids. Gene Ontology annotation, cellular component: membrane. The transcript has 2 exons. NCBI's taxonomy places the organism in Eukaryota, Metazoa, Chordata, Amphibia, Anura, Myobatrachidae. The record is from RefSeq and is a predicted model, not a curated record.
GCACAUUCAUAACACUGAACCUCUGAGGCUCAAUAUACAGCUGUAAAGAAGAAUGGCCGUAUUCUCACCACGAAGAGGAGAGCUGCACUUCCUGCAUGAAGGUAUAUAUUGAGAACAGCUUGGUGGACCUAAGCGAUCAUGGACCUUCAAAACAUGAGUGGAUUGUUUUACCCUAGCCAAACUCUGGGUGGUCCUUACACAGACAUAGAAUAUAUUAUUAGGUCUCAGAAUAUCAUUUCCAGAGUCAUGCACAGCUACUUUGGAAUACUGGUUCCUCUUGGUUUAUUGGCUGGUAUUAUCAGUCUCACAAUUCUAAUCAAGAACAAGCUGAAGCAUCAAAUGUUGGAAAAUUUGGACUUCUAUCUUUUAAUCUUGGCUUCUACUGAAAUUUCAAUCAUCCUGUACUCCUUUACUUCUACAACAAGACCAGGCUAUCUGGAAACAUCAAACCUGAGUUGUGGUGUCCUGUCUGUGUUCUUCAAUAUAAGUUACUUCUUCUCUCAGUACCUUCUGCUUAUGAUGUUCUUCAUGCUGAUUAUCAUGGACAACUCUAUCAUGGCAAAUAUAGUUCAAAACCGACUGGGAUGCGUCACCUUGACCUUAAUAUUCUCAGUAUUAAUGUCUGUAGCAACAGUGUCACUGUUGGGCACAUAUAACAGGCUUCAGAAUAUAACAUAUUGCCAGCUGGACCCUUUAAAUGCCAAACCAGAAUAUGACUUUACAAAAUUUACAGUAGGUUUCUGUGUCCCAUCUAUCAUUCUUCUAAUAUUCUACAUUCUACUGAUUGUUCAAGCGAGAAGUGCAGACAAUGCCACAGGAAACGAGAAGGUCCAAGCUCACAUUGUUAUUUUGUUUAAUGUAUCAGUGAUGUUUAUAUGUCGUCUCUUCUACAACAUCAUGCUCAUUAGGAGGACAUCUUUAAAGAUACAUGGGCUCUACCUAUCUCCUAAUGAGGAACUGGUCAUGAACAUUGCAGAACUGGUGGUAUUCAGCGGUAGCUGUAUCAGACUUAUAUUCAUACUCGCUCUGCACACACCAUGCCGGGAAGGUUUCAAGAACUCCUUACAGUUCUUAAGGAAAUGUGGAAGAACGGAUACAUCCAAUAAUGUCAUCUAACCAAGUUUGACACUUCUGUAGCAGACAAAUAACUAACUUGUAAGAGUACUCUUUUAUUCAACAACAGAUUUACUAGUUAUUUAUGAUAUUUUUUUAAAUUAUGCAUGGUAUAUUUUUUAUAUAUAUACACACACAUACAUACACAAUAUAUAUACAAGUUGCCUUAAUCUUGCGCUAAAAACAAGGUAUCUGCUCCUCUCAGUGGGUCCUCUGUUAGCAGAACCCCAAACAGAUUAUUAGAUCAAAACAAUACUUCAAGGGUGCUAGAAACAGAAAUGAGAUCUUAUUGUAUGGAGUAUUGAAAAUGUCCACAAUAUAAAACCUUUUGGUCAAUUAUCGGUGUGUACUCAGUAUUUAUUCAGUAACAUUGAUGCUUUCUUCCUGAGCCACCACAGGUAACUUGGUAGAUAAGUUGGAAAUCUAAUAAAUUCUGUAAUUAAACUCGCUCACCAAGAAUCACUUAAACAUAGGCCCAAUGGCCACUUAUUAGUAGAAAAAAGAAUAUUCUUUAUUCUGGAUAAAGUUUCAACUUGACAUAAAAUAUAGUUGCUGAUAUCAUUAAUUAAAAAAAAGAAAAAAAAAGAAGGAGUCAUGGUAUUGCAACUUCUGAAGAGAUCAAAAUCCUUCCCAUCAACAACCUUACGGGCGUGAGCUCAAUGGCGGGGCCUUCGGAAACGGCUGAUGACACAACACCCACCAAAACCCUAUGCGUUUCGUCCCAUACAGGGGAUUUCUUCAGGGAUGCUACUCUUAAAUAAGGGGUGAGGUAAUAAAUGAUGGAUGGUUCAAUAUUCAAUACACAGAAAUAGCAUCACAUAUAAAAAAACAACAACGACAUCAUAGGUGGUACACAAUCAUAUAACAAUAAAAUACAACUAACGAUAAAGGAGGAAGCUCUUAUAGAACCUGCACUGAUAAUCACUUAGGCAAAAACAUCAUCAGUUGUUUUGACACUUUUCCAUAAAAAUUGUGAAUUUGGUAUGUAACAGCUGAUUUACUGGGCAAAAAUAUCACGCUCUUUGGUUCAGUUGUAGCCCAUCAAUUUCAACAUAUAGGAAUUUUUACUAGUGCAUUUAGCCUGCUCAUAAAUAUGCUCGCAGAAAUCAUUUAGUUACAGAUUUGACUGAAGGCAUAAAAAGUCAGGCAAAACAUUUACAUAGCAGUACAAACAAUGAAAAAAAAUCUACAGGCUACCCAGACAUUUUUUAGAAACACACAAGUCUAAUGUGACAGAUUUAACCCUGACUAUAUUAGAACAUGUAAAACCAAAUUAAUGGGGGGGAUGAAAGAG